AUGGCUACAACCAGUUCGUGGAAGACAACUCCAAAAAGGGAUGAGCAGCAACAAAAUAAGCCAAAAUUUGAAUCCUCUAAGAAUGCCAACUUAAAGACCGCCACUACUUCAGGUACAAUCGAGACUUCAAGUUCUAAAACACGUGAUAUUAAAUGUUUUAAAUGUCAGGGGCGCGGACAUAUAGCCAGCCAGUGUGUAAACAAGAGGGUGAUGGUGAUAAAUGCCCAAGGAGAGCUUGAGUCAGAAAAUGAGGAAGAAGUAGAUAAUGAUGAUAUGCCAUCUAUGGAGGAUGCUGACGAUGAGCAAAAUGCUGUAGUUGGAGAUUUAUUGGUUGCAAGGCGAGUUCUCAAUGUGAACAAAGUUUGCAGUGUCAUUAUCGAUGGUGGGAGUUGCACAAAUGUAGCCAGCACUUAUUUGGUGGAGAAAUUGGCUUUAACUACCUUGAAACAUCCACAACCUUACCGGCUUCAGUGGUUGAAUGAAUGUGGGGAAAUCAAGGUGACAAGACAAGUGUUGGUGGCAUUAUCCAUUGGCAAAUAUGAGGAUGAGGUUGAUGGGAACCAAGGGAUUGAACAUCAAAUUGAUUUCAUACCUGGUGCAUCAAUUCCAAACCGACCUGCUUAUAGGAGUAAUCCCGAGGAGACCAAGGAACUUCAGAGGCAAGUAAGUGAAUUAUUGGAGAAGGGGUUUGUGCGUGAAAGUAUGAGUCCUUGUGCGGUUCCGGUGCUGUUAGUUCCCAAGAAGGAUGGAACAUGGAGGAUGAAAGAAAGGUUGUUUGCUAACCUCAAAAAGUGCACCUUUUGCACGGAUAAGCUUGUGUUUCUUGGUUUUGCUGUUAGUAAGAGAGGAAUUGAGGUGGAUGAGGAAAAGGUGAAGGCAAUCCAAGAGUGGUCAACGCCUACAACAGUCAGCCAAGUGAGGAGUUUCCACGGCUUAGCUAGCUUCUAUAGACGGUUUGUGCGUGAUUUUAGUAGCUUAGCCGCCCCUCUUACUGAAGUCAUCAAGAAAAAUGUGCCGUUUAAGUGGGGAAAAGAACAAGAAAAGGAGGAGAAGAAAGUGAAGUUGGCGGUAAUUGAGUUCACUGAUUAUGCUAUUAUUUGGUGGGAUCAAUUAGUGACCAAUAGGAGAAGGAAUUAUGAGAGGCCUAUAGAGACAUGGGGAGAGUUGAAAGCUCUCAUGAGGCGGAGAUUUGUUCCUAGCCAUUACUAUAGAGACCUUUUCCAGAAAUUACAAAAUCUUACACAGGGGUCUAGGAGUGUGGAGGAUUACCAUAAGGAGAUGGAGGUGGCGAUGAUUCGGGCUAAUGUAGAGGAGGACCGAGAGGCCACCAUGGCUAGAUUUUUGAGUGGGUUGAAUAGGGACAUAGCCAAUGUAAUUGAAUUGCAGCAUUAUGUGGAGAUAGAGGACAUGGUGCACAUGGCUAUGAAGGUGGAGAGGCAAUUAAAGAGAAAAGGGACAGCAAGGUACACUACGGUUUCUAGCACUACUUGGAAAUCAAAAUGGGAUAGGAAUGAUCCAGCUGAAGCAAAGAGAAAGACCGAACCACCUAAGGGAAAAGAUGAGGGAACUAGCAACAAACCCAAGGUAGAAUCCCAACCUUCACGGAAUAGAGAUAUCAAAUGUUUUAAGUGUUUGGGUUCAGGGCACAUUGCUUCUCAAUGUCCAAAUAGGAGGGUGAUGAUUAUGCGUGACAAUGGGGAGGUGAUGACUGAGAGUGAGGAUGAUAGUGAUGAGGUGCCCGAGUUGGAUGAUGCUAGUGAUGAUGAUGGAGUGGUAUACCCUGUGACAGGUGAGUCUCUUGUUGCCAGGCGUGCUCUUAAUGCACACAUUAAGGUGGAUGAUGCAGAGCAACAGAGAGAGAACAUUUUCCAUACUAGAUGCCAUGUCAACAAUAAGGUAUGUAGUAUGAUCAUUGAUGGAGGGAGUUGUACUAAUGUGGCUAGCACUACUUUGGUUGAGAAAUUGAAUUUACCAACCUUAAAACACUCUAGACCAUACAAAUUGCAGUGGUUGAAUGAUUGUGGAGAGGUUAGGGUGGAUAAACAAGUGUUAGUUACUUUUUCUAUUGGGAAGUAUCAAGAUGAGGUGCUUUGUGAUGUUGUGCCUAUGCAUGCGGGCCAUAUUUUGUUGGGGAGGCCGUGGCAGUAUGAUAGGAGAGAGUUUGAGGAUGUAUUCCCGGAGGAGAUGCCAAAUGAGUUGCCACCCAUUAGAGGCAUUGAGCACCAGAUUGAUUUUGUGCCCGGGGCUGCUAUUCCAAACCGACCAGCCUAUAGGAGUAAUCCAGAGGAGACAAAGGAGCUUCAGAGGCAAGUUGAGGAUUUGAUGAGCAAGGGGUACGUGAGGGAGAGCAUGAGCCCUUGUGCAGUACCAGUGCUACUAGUGCCAAAGAAGGAUGGGACGUGGAGGUACGUUGUUAGUACAAAGGGUAUUGAGGUGGAUGAAGAGAAAGUCAAGGCCAUCAAGGAGUGGCCAACGCCAAAAAGCAUCACUGAGGUAAGAAGCUUUCAUGGGUUGGCUAGCUUUUAUCGGCGUUUUGUUAAAGACUUCAGCACCAUUGCUGCACCACUCACUGAGGUAAUUAAAAAGAAUGUUGAGUUUCAUUGGGGGGCUAAUCAAGAGAAUGCUUUUGCCACUAUUAAAGAAAGGUUGUGCUCUGCACCUGUGUUAGCAUUACCUGAUUUUAACAAAGCUUUUGAGAUUGAAUGUGAUGCCUCAGGAAUAGGGAUUGGAGCCGUUUUGAUGCAGGAUAGGCGGCCCAUAGCCUUCUUCAGUGAAAAGUUAAGUGGGGCAUCCCUGAAGUACCCUACUUAUGACAAAGAGCUUUAUGCUCUUGUUCGUGCAUUAGAGACUUGGCAGCACUACCUAUGGCCAAGGGAAUUUGUGAUCCACACCGAUCAUGAAUCAUUGAAGCAUCUCAAGGGUCAAGGUAAGUUGAAUAAAAGGCAUGCUAGAUGGAUGGAAUACAUUGAGACCUUUCCCUAUGUCAUCCGUUACAAGCAAGGUAAGGAGAACAUUGUUGCUGAUGCUCUAUCCCGGAGGUAUCAUGAUGGUUAUUUGUUUAAAGAAAGCAAACUUUGUCUGCCAAAUUGUUCUAUGCGUGAGUUAUUGGUGCGUGAGGCACAUGGUGGGGGAUUAAUGGGACACUUUGGUGUCAAGAAAACUUUAGACAUUUUGCAUGAACAUUUCUUUUGGCCUAAGAUGAAGAGAGAUGUUAACCGUAUUUGUGGAAGGUGCAUUACAUGUAGAAAGGCCAAAUCUAAGGUUUUGCCACAUGGGUUGUAUACACCCUUACCCGUUCCUAGUGAGCCAUGGGUAGACAUAUCUAUGGACUUUGUUUUGGGGCUGCCUAGGACCAAAAGGGGUAGAGAUUCUAUUUUUGUUGUUGUGGAUAGAUUCAGUAAGAUGGCACAUUUCAUUCCAUGCCAUAAAACAGAUGAUGCAACAAAUAUAGCUGACUUGUUUUUCAGGGAGAUAGUGCGACUCCAUGGUGUACCUAGGAGUAUUGUUUCUGAUAGGGAUGUUAAAUUCCUUAGCUACUUUUGGAAGGUGUUGUGGGGGAAAUUGGGUACUAAGCUCUUAUUUUCCACUACUUGUCAUCCACAGACUGAUGGUCAGACUGAAGUAGUUAAUAGGACUUUAACUCAGCUUUUACGCACUGUUGUUCAUAAGAAUUUAAAAACUUGGGAGGAUUGUUUGCCAUUUAUAGAGUUUGCAUAUAAUAGGACGAUGCAUACUACUACUUCAUACUCUCCUUUUGAAAUUGUUUAUGGAUUUAAUCCACUUACUCCUUUGGAUUUGAUGCCUUUACCUAUUGAUGACAGGAAUUGGGUUUGGGUUCACAUGCGCAAAGAAAGAUUCCCAGCCCAUAGAAGGACUAAGUUGCAUCCUCGAGGAGAUGGACCUUUCCAAAUUCUUGAGAAAAUUAAUGACAAUGCAUAUAAAGUGGAUCUUCCAGGUGAGUAUAAAGUUUCUGCAACUUUCAAUGUUUCUGAUCUUUCUCCUUUUGAUGUAGGUGAAGAUUCGAGGUCGAAUCCUUUUGAGGAGAGGGGGAAUGAUAGGAACCAAGGUGGGCCUACUCUUAAAGAUCUUUUGCAAGUUCCAGAUGGGCCAAUUACAAGAUCAAGGGCAAAGAAGAUCAAGGAAGCAAUGCAAGGAUUGGUUCAUUUUCUCAGAGAUAUUGUUACAAAGGGUAUUCUAGAGAUUCAGAAGAUUUCUACUACUGAGAAUCCAGCUGAUAUGAUGACAAAGCCAGUUGUAGUGUAA
Messenger RNA from Juglans regia (Persian walnut), 4263 nucleotides. RefSeq lists its product as uncharacterized. Gene Ontology annotation, molecular function: zinc ion binding; nucleic acid binding. NCBI's taxonomy places the organism in Eukaryota, Viridiplantae, Streptophyta, Magnoliopsida, Fagales, Juglandaceae. The transcript is spliced from 9 exons. The record is from RefSeq and is a predicted model, not a curated record. Bases 1 to 4263 code for a protein of 1420 amino acids. Gene Ontology annotation, biological process: DNA integration.